Macrosteles quadrilineatus (aster leafhopper) is the source of this 1072-nucleotide messenger RNA. It is a transcript of the gene mRpS2, whose product is annotated as 28S ribosomal protein S2, mitochondrial. Gene Ontology annotation, biological process: translation. NCBI's taxonomy places the organism in Eukaryota, Metazoa, Arthropoda, Insecta, Hemiptera, Cicadellidae. The record is from RefSeq and is a predicted model, not a curated record. The transcript is spliced from 3 exons. Gene Ontology annotation, molecular function: structural constituent of ribosome. Bases 224 to 1027 code for a protein of 267 amino acids. Gene Ontology annotation, cellular component: ribosome; mitochondrial small ribosomal subunit.
GUCUGCUGCUCGCUGAGUGGACUGCUGCGCUGCCCCGACUGAACACUGAACUGACUGGUGACCGGUCACUGACUGAACAUAACCUCUAAAUUCUAAAUUAUUGUUUAUUAUUAUAUUGCCGUACACUGACGAUACUCUUAGUUUUGGUUAUACCAUUUUUAGUUUAGUGUCAAAAUAUUCUGCUAUUUAUUUUCAAUAUAAACUUAACCUGUCCGGUCUCAUAAUGAGAAGUCUUCUACUUUGUUCAAGAAAUGUUGCAACCUGCUGCAGAAAUAUCCUCAGUUUUGCCAAUAACAAUCCUGGGAGACAUGACAUGAUUAAAACACUUUCGACACAAACACAACCACAGACUGAGAUUGAAAAGAAAGAAACAGUCUCUUUGAAUCCAAUCCACCACGAAGACUACUUCCAAGUUAAAAAGAUGGUGACCGUCAAAGACCUGUUUAACGCACGAGUUCACUACGGGCACAAAGAAGGAUCCCUGAACGAAUACAUGGUGCCAUACAUCUUCGGUUCCCGUAUGGGACAUUUGAUCUUCGACUUGGACCAAACUUUGAAGAUGUUGCACCAAGCGCUGAACGUAGCCGCGCACAUCGCUUACAGGGACGGAGUCAUUCUGUUUGUCACACAGUCACCGCAACAUUGUCACCUGAUUGAGAAAACCGCUCAGGAAUGUAAGGAGUUUGUACAUACGAGAUCUUGGCGGCAAGGCAUGUUGACCAACUCAACCAUGAUGUUCGGGGCGGUGACUCGACUGCCCGAUUUGAUAAUUAUGUUCAGUACUUUAACAACAGUAUUGGAUAAUCAUCAAGCUGUAGUGGAAGCUGCCAAGAUGGCAAUCCCGACGAUCGCCGUGGUAGACUCCAACAGCAAUCCGAACAUCAUUACCUACCCGAUACCUGGGAACGAUGAUUCAGCAGUGUCGAUACAGCUGUAUUGCAGACUGUUCAAAGAGGCUAUUCUCAAGGGUAAGGCGGAAAGGAAGAGGGUUCUUGAAAUGUACAAAGGACAAAGUAGUGACUCGUAAAUUUGACUGUGUAAAUUUGUAAAUAUAAUAUCAGUAAGGUAAGAA